AUGCAAUCACCAUCUACUCGCCGCAUGAUGGAUGCUGCAGCUACUAAUAUUAUAUUAUUAUCAAUAACAAAUGUAAAUGCACAAAUCAAAUGUAUAUCACCUGGUGGAGACAAGGUAACAUGGUGGUUAGCAAGAAAACUACCGUUUACACAAAAGUAUAUCUAUUGGAGUAGUGCCAGCAAUGAUAUUCAGGUGUACAACUCGAUUAGUGAUGAUGACAGUUGUCUCGGACGUACACUCGACCAGCUGACAAACACUGUCAUUGCAAACACUUCGUCUACAGGGACCGCCUAUUUGGCAUUCAAUAAUGAACCAUACUAUGACGACGGCUCGGGUGACAUUGCACCUGCAAUGAUGGGUGUUCUACCCUUAGAUACACAACAAUGGGGAAAGGGUCUACUCAUCUACCGAAAGGAGCAAGGUGGAGGUGUCUUUAUCAAACAUUCUCUGCCAUCGUUUCCCAUCCCUAUCAGAGGGUCUAUCACAUCUGUCAAGAAACCAUCAGAUAAUCCUAAUGGAUUAUGGUACCCUAAAGAGUAUUUAGUCGGUACACCACCACUAGAGUUUGAUCAACAAGAUGAUGUAUCUCUUGGUCACUCGUUUAUGUGUGCACCCAGUGCCCCGAUUGCCGAUAUGGCCGAUAUCAUCAAGUAUGGGUAUCCACAUGUCUAUGCCUCUAAUCUCGGGCUGGCACCUACCGCCAUUCCAGAACUAGACACUAUUAUUCGAAAUGAUCCAAUCAACUCUUAUUCAAGAGCAACGUCGACUGUCCAAUUCUAUUAUAUUGGUGCACUUGGGUUCCCAGGAUUCUAUAGUACUGCUCCAAACUUUAAUGUUACUAUUCCAAGCAGAUAUAAUAUUAAAAGUAGUAUUAAUGCAAUCACUGAAAUAAGAUUACCAGAGGAUUUUAUCAAACAAUACAAUAUAUCAAGAUCACUGGCUCAUUGGAGUAUGGAUGUUGAUAUGUCACGUCUAAUGUUUUCAAAGGAUCAAAUUUGUAUUAUGGAUUAUACAAAUGAAGGUAAUGGAAAUUAUAUGCUUUGUGUAAUUGGGUUACCAUUUAAUGAUAAAGGAAAACCUUGGUCACAGUUUAUUCAACGAUCAACUGUCAGGUAUAUUACUGGUUGUGUGGGUACAUCAUGUUCAACCAAUCAAUUGCUAGUCAACUUUUUAACAACGUUUAGUGGAAAGGUAUUGUUUGAUAUUAGUGCAUUCACCACCAACUCUGAUGCCGAGCAAAUUGGUGAUAUUAGAUCAUAUGCAAGACUUGUAGAAACCACCUUUUUACCAAAUACAACCAUUACCAUUGGUAGUAGUGAUGUGCAAGCAUGUGACGAAACAUGUUUGAGUAGAUUCUCUGAAAGAUAUAUCUACCAAACAGACUCUACCGGUUUAUUGCAUUUUGAAAAAGCAAUGGAGAAAUCAAUACUCUUUUCAUUACAAUUGUCAAGUAGUAGUAAUGGUGGUACUGGUAGUGUCAGUGUCUACUGGAAUGAUAAUAGAGAAUCUCCACAACUCGUAUCAAUUCCAAUCGAUCGUUCAACAGGAGUUGCCAUAGUUGGCAGUCAAUCGUCGUUGACCUAUGCCAUAUUUAUUUACAAGGUAUUAUGUAUCUUUGAACCAAUUCGUCAACAAUGGUUAAGUACUAGUAGUGGUGUUGGUAUUAAUAUAUCAACUGUUCAAGUUCAUCUUGACCGUAUCAAUCAUAUUGGCUAUUUUGUUGAUGAAUCAGUUUGUCCAUCGUUUAGUAUUGCCGAACCAUACUCUAUCGAAUCGUUUAUGCGGUCAUACUCUUGCCAACUUAUUGUCGCUGCAUUGGUUGGCAAUCAAGGAGCACUGACAUCCCAACCCAUUACUUUUCCUCCAACUGACCCAGUCGAUACACUAUCACCAAACAAACAAAUGGCAUUGAUCAAAGCUCUUGUAAACGUUGUCACUAUGAAACUUCGAGAACUUUCAUUCCCAACCAUCAGUCAAUCAACAAGACUAUCAUUAAUUUAUAAUUCAGAAUCAAUCAAUUUUGAAUCAUUUAAUCAAUUAAAAAAAGAUAAAACAUUAUAUUCUGAAGGAUGGAUAACAGCUUAUCUUUGGGAUUUAUUGGAUGAAAAUAAUGAAGAUAUUCAAGAUGGGUAUCUCAAGAGAUCACCUUUUUAUGAUGGCAAUAGAGGUAAGACUAUCUCAUUGGAAUUGUUGUUAGCAACAUUGAGUAGUUUUUCAUCAUCAUCCUCUUCAUCUUUAUCAACGAUUGAUAUUUUAUCAUUUACCGAUCGAUUAAUUGAAAUGGUUCCACACAAUGAUAAAUCAACGGUCAUCCCAUUAAUCAAACGUAAUAUGGUUUACAAUUACAUUUAUGAAUGUCAUUGGUGUAAACAAACCAAUUAUACUGGGUUGACAACAGGUGGUGGUACCAACAUUAUUGACCCAGUCACCAAGAUUCUAUUGGAAAAGGGUGUUUGUGAAAACCAAUUGGUCGAUGAUGAAGCUGCCGAGUUAUCUUUGACUCGGUUGAAAAAGACAUUAAUGAAUUGGGUAUCCAACCAAAGUAAUACUAAUACUGUCCUCGAAUGGUCAACCAAUCGAGGAUUGGUAUUCCUCUACUCUGAAACAUUCAAACAAAUGUUAAAGACUAGUCCAUUGCUCCAAUCACUUGUUCAGGCUGUCGACCCUACUCUGUGUCACUUCCCAUUGAUUGGUGUGGCUAGUGGUGAUGUGUCUGACGAACAAGCAGACAGCUACCCACUCACACCAAUGGCACUGGAUAUUAUCACAAAGAUAAUGGUCGCACAGACGAGUAUUGCCAAUAUCGUUCAACACUACAACCAAGAUGUCACCUCUUACUAUGUCGAGAGAACUGAAUCUGACAAUGGCCAAGGUCUAGGUAUUAUCACAUACAAGAAACGUCUCUGUAGCUUUGCCAUCAUGACUCGUCAAGAAUUUGACAUGGGAACGUUUAUAUCUACUUGUCCAACCGGUUCACUAGUUAGAACAAUCCAAGUUUUGAAUAAUGGAUCUAUACCAACUUGGUCAGAAAAUAAUAGUGUCAUUAUUACAGGUCGUAAUUUGGAUGAUCUUAUUGUCCAAUUAUCACAAGAUUAUAUCAAAACUAAUUAUAUUGGUAUUAGACCGUCGACCGAUGAUGCAAUUAUCGUCGACCAAGAAACUGGCGAACAAACACUGACUGUGUCGUUUGGUUCUGGUGUUGAAGGUGGUGCAGAUAGAGUAUUACCAGAAGAAUCACGUCUUCAUCUUGCAGUUGGUGACCAAUUAAAAUUUAAAUAUGCUCCACCUACCAUUGACUCUGUAUCAAAUAUCAAUAGUAAAUUGGAUGCAUUUGGACAACUCAUCACAAUCGUUGGCAAUAACCUUCUCACUAGUAAUGGUGACAAUAUCAACUAUACCUAUAUUUAUCUCUAUGUUGAUAAUGUUCAAAUGGAAAUUAACCAAGUUUCACACAGCGUUGAUACUAAAGAUACAAUUAUUUUUAAAACAAAUAAUACUGGUUUAAAUAGAAAAUUAAAAUUAAUAAUUGGAAAUCAAAAAGAUAAUCAAUUGAUUGAAUAUAUUUUAAAUUUUAAUGAACCAAUUAUCAAUUCAAUUUCAGUGACUAGUGGUAUGACAAGAGGUGGUUACGAUGUAACAAUUUAUGGUAAACAUUUUGGUGUUGUUGAUGAAAGUGCUCAAAUCAGUAUUGGUAAUCCCAACACUACCUUUACCGAGUGUGAUGAUAUGUUUAUCAUUGAUGAUCAAACCAUUGUAUGUGUUACACCUGGAAUUGCUUCAAAGGACAUGCAAUUUGUCAUUGUAGUGGCCAACCAAACAAAUGACCCAUCCCUCUAUCCCCCAUCAGCCCUCUUUUCAGCAUACAGACCAGUUGUCGAUCACAUCAUUUAUUUGCCAACCAACACGUCCAAUGUUGAUGCCAAGUUUUGGAUAUUUGGUCGUGAUAUUGGUGUCUACUCUGGUAUUUUCCCAAAUAUUACCAUUUUUGGUGAAAUUGAUAGCGCCGUGUUGACAUGUGAACCUGAUGCAACUCAGUACAUGAACAAACAAUACUACACUGACGAUGACCCAGAGAAUCUAAUUGAAACACCAACCAAUACAAGCCAUCCAUACGACCCAAUCAAUGGCGAGUAUGAACCAUACCUCCAACUCGAUGUUACCUACCGUACAACCGUGGAUUUUGAAAGUAUUGUUUGUUAUUUUGGUCCAGGUUACAGUAACAUGAUCCGUGUUCAAGUUCAAGCUGAAAAUCAAAUAUCCGAUCCCUCAUUGGAACCAUUUACCUAUUUACCACCAGUUCUAUUGAAUGUUACAAAAAGUAUUGUCAAUGACACAUAUUAUAAUGUGGAAUAUAGUACUGAUGGAGGUGAAAAUAUUACAUUUAUUGGAUACAACUAUAUUCCAAUGGAAUACUUUACAAACGAUGAAACCUAUAUCGACUUUUACAACAUUCAAGCCGAGGAAUAUGGAUCGUGGGUUGAAAGUAUUUGGAAUCAUACAUUGUCCAAUGUAACCAUUGGACAUACCCUACUCGACAAUAUCACAUUCCAUAAUAGUACCGAAAUUUAUGGUAUCGUUCCACUUGGUAUUGGAGCCAAUCUACCUAUUCAAAUUAUGAUUGGUAAUCAGUCUCUUGUAGGAGACCACAGUAUUACAUUUAGUUAUAGUAAACCAAAUGUUUCACUUGUCAACUCGGUCGAUACUAUCGGUGGAAAUGUAACGAUUUUAGGAUCAAACUUUGUGCCACUUGGAUACAACUUGUCAACACUCGAUAGCAAUACCACCUUUAUCAUGAUAAAUGGAACCAUUAGAUGUGCUUUGGAGCAAUGGGUAUCAUCAAACCAAGUCAUAUGCCAAGUGUCACCAGGUCUUGGAAAAGAUUUGAGUCUAUUGGUUAUGAUUGGUAAUCAAUCAAACAGCGAGAGCGGUGUAGACUUGUUCUCUUUCAAUGCACCAAAUGUCACAUCGCCAAUUGACAAUGUUUCAACCGAUGGAUCUUCUGUUAUUACAAUCAAAGGCAAUAACUUUGUUCCUCAAAAUGUUGAUCCUCUAGACUCUACCAUAUUAAUUGAUAACGCUACCCAUGUGCAAUGCCAAUCAAUCGAAUGGGUUGAUCAUCAAACCAUCGUUUGUCAAAUACCCUAUGGUGUUGGAUUAAAUCAUCCUCUAACUAUUCACAUUUCAAAUCAAUCCACUAUAGUUUAUUUUAAUUAUGCCAAACCCACUUUAAAUGAGAUUUAUUUUGAAGGAAAACAAGGUGAUAAGAUUACAGUUCUUGGUAAUCAUUUUGUACCUAUUGAAAUGGUUGCAGAAAUGAAUUCACUAUUGAAUGGACAAAAUGAUAGUUAUUCAGUUACGAUCAAUGGCCAAAUCUGCAAUAAUGUUAUUUGGAUUGAUUCUCACUCAUUGGAAUGUACCGUACCAGAUGGUUCGGGUGAAGGAUUGUCAAUUGAUGUUACAGUGGCAACCCAAAAGAAUGAUGUAAAUCAAUACUUCUCCUACAAACAAGAUUCAAGUAGCAGUCAGGAAGGUAGUAGUGAUAGUGGUGAGGACUCAACUACAACCACUACAACGACAACAUCGGAUGGAUCCUCGACUACAGGUGGAUCUCAAUCCACAACUACUACAUCUGGUGGUGCUACAACUGCCGGAGGUGCCACUACUGCUGGAGGUGCUACAACCACAACCACUGGAGGUGCUACAACUGCUGGAGGUGCCACUACUGCUGGGGGUGCUACAACUACUACAUCCGCUGGGGCAACAACCGCUGGAGGUGCCACUACUGCUGGAGGUGCUACAACCACUACAACCACUGGAGGUGCUACAACUACUACAACCACUGGAGGUGCUACAACCACUACAACCACUGGAGGUGCUACAACUGCUGGAGGUGCCACUACUGCUGGAGGUGCUACAACCACUACAACCGCUGGAGGUUCUACAACCACUACAUCAGUUGGCGCCACAACCGCUGGUGCUACAACUGCUGGUGGUGCCACUACCGCUGGAGGCGCUACGACAGGAGGAGGUGAUGGUGGAGGUGACGGUGGAGGUGACGGUGGAGGUGAUGGUGGAGGCGAUGGUGGAGGUGACGGUGGAGGUGAUGGUGGAGGCGAUGGUGGUGCCACUACCACUGGAGGUGUUACGACAGGAGGUGGUGAUGGCGGAGGCGAUGGCGGAGGCGACGGUGGAGGCGAUGGCGGAGGUGAUGGUGGUGACGGAGGUGAUGGUGGCGGUGACGGAGGUGGUGAUGGAAGUGGAAAUACGACAGGUGGCAGCGAUACAACUGGAGGUUCUGCCACAACCUCUGGUGCUACAACUGCUGGUGCUACAACUGGAGGCACUGCAACAACCGCUGGUGCUACAACUGGGGGCACUGCAACAACUGCUGGUGCUACAACUGAUGGAGGCUCUACCACGACUACUGCUGGAGGUGCCACAACUGCUGGAGGUGCUACAACUGCUGGAGGUGCCACAACUGCUGGAGGUGCCACAACUGCUGGAGGCGCUACGACAGCUGGAUCCACAACAGGAGCAACUACAACAGGAUCCCAAACAACUGGAGGAAGUGGUGAACCAAUUGGAAAAAUUCAAGGUGUUCUUUUCCAUGAUGCCAUUCCAAAUGGAAUAUAUGAUGUAGGAGAACUAACAUUUAGAGGCAUCCAAAUUAUCUUGUCAGGUGCCAUAGACUCAACAACCACCACAGAUCAUAAUGGAAGGUACGAUUUUGAAUUACUACCAACUGGACAAUACACCAUUACGAUCUCACAAUCACUAUAUCCAUACACCAAUGUGAAUGUUCCUUUAUCAGCCACAAUCUCCUUUACAGGUGAGACUGUCACUCGAGAUAUUGCAGUAACAGCAAAUUGCUAA
Messenger RNA from Cavenderia fasciculata, 6873 nucleotides. RefSeq lists its product as uncharacterized. Gene Ontology annotation, biological process: DNA metabolic process. NCBI's taxonomy places the organism in Eukaryota, Evosea, Eumycetozoa, Acytosteliales, Cavenderiaceae. The coding region runs from base 1 to 6873 and encodes 2290 amino acids. The transcript is spliced from 9 exons. The record is from RefSeq and is a predicted model, not a curated record. Gene Ontology annotation, molecular function: deoxyribonuclease II activity.